Molecule: messenger RNA, 2201 nt
Organism: Dendrobium catenatum
Lineage: Eukaryota; Viridiplantae; Streptophyta; Magnoliopsida; Asparagales; Orchidaceae
Product: beta-fructofuranosidase 1
Exons: 7
Coding region: 175-2061 (628 amino acids)
Biological process (GO): carbohydrate metabolic process
Molecular function (GO): beta-fructofuranosidase activity
Source: RefSeq, a predicted model, not a curated record
UCUUUCUACCCCUCUUCCAAUCAAUAUCAACAAAUUAACUCUCAUCUUCUUCUUCUUCCUCCUCUUCUUCUUCUUCCAUUUAUGUAUUCACAUUCACCUUCAUUAACCAUGAUCAAAAAUACAUUAUAAAUAUCCACCCUUGACCCUUCCCUCAACUCCCUCCUCUUCAUAAUUAUGAAGACCCACGAUCUCGAGUCCUCCUCCAACUCCCCCCUCCUUCCUCCGCCACCGCCACCUCCUCACCACCGCCGUCGCUACCUCCUAAUUCUCCUCCCCCUCGCCACCAUCCUCACCUUCAUCGCCGUCCUCUGCCGGACCCCCACCUCCUCCCUUACCGUCUCAACUCCAAUCUCCCGAGGACCCGUCGCCGGCGUCUCAGAGAAAUCCACUUCCCAACUUCUUGCGUCCUCCACCGCCUACCCAUGGACCAACAACAUGCUUGCCUUCCAACGCACCGCCUUCCAUUUCCAGCCCCAAAAGAACUGGAUGAAUGAUCCUAACGGUCCGCUGUUCUACAAAGGUUGGUACCAUCUCUUCUACCAGUACAACCCAGACAACGCUAUAUGGGGAAAUAUUACGUGGGGCCACGCCGUCUCCAAGGACCUAAUCAACUGGCUCCACCUGCCCAUCGCAAUGGAACCCGACCGCUGGUACGAUAUCAACGGCGUCUGGUCCGGUUCCGCCACUCUCCUCCACGACGGCCGGCUCGUCAUGCUCUACACCGGUUCAACCCACACCUCCGUCCAAGUCCAAAACCUUGCUCACCCAGCUGACCCGACCGACCCGCUUUUGAUCCAUUGGGUUAAGUCUGAUGCCCACAACCCGGUAAUUGUUCCGCCAAAGGGAAUCAAUUUUAAGGACUUCCGUGACCCGACCACAGCUUGGUAUAAUUCCGAAUUGGGCUUGUGGUACUUGGCCAUCGGGUCGAAGAACGAUAGCGCGGAUCACGCAGGCACCGCAUUCGUUUAUUCGACCCGUGACUUCGUCCACUACGAGCUGGUGCCCGGGUUGCUGCGGUUUGUGGUUGGGACCGGUAUGUGGGAGUGUCUGGAUUUUUACCCGAUUCACAUCGAGGAGGCAGUGGGACUCGACACAUCAGUCAGGCCGGGAAAGAGUGUACGACAUGUGAUGAAGGUUAGCCUCGACAAUGAUAAGCAUGAUUAUUAUGCGAUCGGUCGAUACUUCCAAGAGAACAACUCGUGGGUACCCGAUGACCCGGAGCUUGACGUUGGGAUUGGGCUACGAGUUGAUUAUGGUAAAUAUUAUGCUUCCAAGACGUUUUAUGAUCAGGAUAAGGGGAGACGAGUCUUAUGGGGUUGGACCGGUGAGACCGAUAGCGAGCGGGCCGACUUGCUCAAGGGUUGGGCUUCUAUUCAGACAAUUCCAAGGACUGUGCUAUUCGAUACAAAGACUGGUAAGAACCUUCUGCUAUGGCCUGUGGAAGAGGUGAACAGCCUCAGAUUCAGCAGCAAGAAUUUCUCCAGCCUGCAACUCACCGCCGGCUCAGUGAAACCCCUCCAGAUCGCCGGCGCCGCCACCCAGUUGGACAUAACGGCCGAAUUUGAGAUCGAUGGAUCAUCGCUGGAAGCAGCGAUAGAAGCCGACGUGGGCUACAACUGCAGCACGAGCGGUGGCGCCGCCGGCCGGAGUGCGCUCGGGCCGUUCGGGCUUCUGGUCUUAGCCGAUUCUGAUCGAACUGAACAAACUGCUGUGUAUUUCUACGUGGCACGAGGAACUGAUGGCCUUCUCAAGACUUAUUUCUGCCAUGACGAGCUCAGGUCUUCAAAGGCCAACGACAUCGUCAAGAGAAUAUAUGGUAGCACAGUUCCUGUACUCGACGGAGAAAUCUUGUCUGUUAGAAUACUGGUUGAUCACUCCAUUGUCGAGAGCUUUGCUCAAGGAGGAAGAACCUGCAUCACCUCUAGGGUUUACCCAACUGCAGCGAUCGACGGUGCAGCCAAGCUUUUUCUCUUCAACAAUGCUACAGACGCAACUAUCACAGCCAAAUCACUUACCGUGUGGAAGAUGGGACCAGCUUUGAUGCGCCCAUUUGAUAUGUAGAGCUACAUGCAUAUACAAUAAAUCCAUUAUAUUUGAGUGUAGAUAAAUAUUUUUCCAUUGAUAUGUUGGUGAGGAUGUUGUAUAUCAUUCGUGCAUGCAUGUUUGUAUUUUGAAGAAUGAAUAAGAUAUUUUUGGAAGCC